UAAAAUGACGGAGAGACGCCCGUCAUUGGAAAACGGUUAGGCGUUUUUUAGCAAGUUAAGGUUUUGACCGGGGGGUUUGCCGUGACUGCUGUCCCGAUCGAUCUGUAUCAAGAAACCGCCCCUGCAAACGUGGCAGAGCUCUUUUCGCCACUGUGAUCUAAACCAGGUCUUUAGCAGGAAAAAAGACCUGCAGAAGGACAGCUUGUCAUCGCCCAGGCAGACAUAGCUAUGCCAGCAAAGCUUUAGGGGUAAUUCCCGCCUUUGACAGGUAAUAAUACGGGAAGAAAAUAGCUCCGUCUUAAAUAUGAUGGAAUAUGCUUUGGGCGAGACUUGGAAUUUGUUAUGCCCCUGUGGAUUAAGUUACAGUCAAGCACGAGUGUUUGAAGAGCUAGGGCAUUAGGAGUGAUUGGUGCUUGGUCUAGUCCUUGAGGAAAAAGUAAAUUAUACCACAGGUUUAAACAUUAUGACCAUAGUAAGCAUAUGCCUGCCUUGUAUUUCCCCCAAAUUACGUUACCAUUAAAUUAGAAAAUAUUUUAAACCAGUGUUUUCUGUAUAAGGGUUGUAGUUGUAAUGACACAGAGUGCAAAGCAGAUUUUUGAGCGCAUUUUCUGUGUAAACGUAAGCUGGAUCCUAUAAAGCCGUACCAGGGGCAGAACUAUUUAUAAGGACAAAUACUAAGCUGAUUACGUCCUAACGCUUCUGUCCUAAAGCACUUAUGGGUACUGAUCUGGUUUGCAUAGCCGCUCUACAGGAAGAGGAGUAGAGCUUUUUUUUCCCCCCGUAUGCAUUCUUGCUUUCCAGAAUCAGCCACUGAAGAUUAAUUCCUGACUUACCAGAAUCAGGAACUAGGGACCAGAUAUGUGCGAUCCAACUUAAUGUCAUAUGACCUAUGGCCGAACGAUGCCUUUUUUCUGUAAAAGUGUUGUUAAUGUGUGGCCUGACAGAGGUGUUUGAAAAACCAUUUAGCCUGCAUCAAGAAGAAAGGUUUCCUGCUUUCUUUAUUCAGAUAAAAAUCCCCUUGAAGCAAUUCAUUGCUUUACCCACGUAAAAUCUGUACGUUUUUUGGAAUCGCUGCUACGACAAAGGAAAAAUGACUCGCUAUAUAUGACUUAAUGGACAUUUUCAACAUCACUGUUUGACCUUACAGUAUAGUUUUGAUUUUUGUUGAUUAGAGUGUAUGUAUGCAACCUUACGAUUGCUGUGGAAAUUUAAUACUUUUAGGUUCCCCGACCCCUUGCGAUGAAAAAAGAAGGAAUUCAGACCAGGAAGCGAAAACCUAAGAACAUAAAUAAGUCAAAGGCAUGCUCUGGUAACAGUACUACUGCAGUUUCAAUGACUCCAACAUCCACGUCUUCUACUAACUCAGACGACUGUAGCAAAAAUGCUUCUCCAAGCACACAGACUGCAGCCUCAGGGGCGAGUUCCUCAGUGAUGUCCGGCCCGGGAGAGAGCACCAGCCCUGAAAGCAGCAACCUUAAGUAUUCGGGUCAAGACGGGCUGUACACAGGCGUCAGCCUGACCUCAAUAUGUGGUCCUGUUGUAAAACUGGGAGAGUCGUGGCCACCUCCUUGCACCGUGGCGGCGCUGGGAGGAUGGAGGGGGGGACGCGAGGUCCGGCCAAGCCUCGUGCCGUCCGGCUGCGAGUGGUGUUUCCUCGUCCAGGCUUAG
Molecule: messenger RNA, 1668 nt
Organism: Struthio camelus australis
Lineage: Eukaryota; Metazoa; Chordata; Aves; Struthioniformes; Struthionidae
Source: RefSeq, a predicted model, not a curated record